AUGACGGGAGGAAGGGACGAAAAGAUGUGUGCGUGGGGCUUCAAGUUUAAGCACUAUCUCACCGCAAGUUCCACAGAUUCAAUUCCAAAUCCAGAUCUGCAGUAUAACAACUGUGAAGCCUUCUAUACAGUUGUGAAAGUCAAGGCCGGCGCCAAUACAAUAAUAUGCUGUGGCGAGGUCGAUGCUGUAGCUGUAAAUCUUGUGGAGGAACAUUAUGUAGAAGCUCCUGAAGUUGAAGAUACAGAGUGUUCUUAUGAGCCUGUCUCGGACAUUCCUGAUCCAUGGAAGCCCAAUGUUUGCUUCAACUUCAUGGACCAUCUCCUUGCCUUCAUCAAGUCUUAUGUGAAGAAAGAUGAUUCAAGGCUCGUUCACCUCCUGGAGUUUUCAGGCGAGGAUGUGACUUGUACCCGGCUUCCACUUGACUCCGAAUACGCUUUCCUGCAUAGCUGGUAUACUCAGUAG
This is a messenger RNA of Mya arenaria, 462 nucleotides long. RefSeq names its product decapping and exoribonuclease protein-like. The transcript is spliced from 6 exons. Bases 1 to 462 code for a protein of 153 amino acids. Gene Ontology annotation, cellular component: nucleus; cytosol. Gene Ontology annotation, molecular function: mRNA 5'-diphosphatase activity. The record is from RefSeq and is a predicted model, not a curated record. Gene Ontology annotation, biological process: NAD-cap decapping; nuclear-transcribed mRNA catabolic process. NCBI's taxonomy places the organism in Eukaryota, Metazoa, Mollusca, Bivalvia, Myida, Myidae.